AUGUGGCGGCACUGCAACUGUCCUCCACUCGUGCAGGUGGGGCAGGAGGCGCGGCCGCAGGCGUCGGCGGUGGUGCGCGGGCCGCGCCGCGAGACCUACGACAACCGCGUCACCAUCCUGGGGCUCUUCGAGCUCACCAUGCACGGCGUGGACCGGCCGCACGGCCGCAGCGAGCUGGCCGCCGCCAAGAUGGCCGUGAACAGGAUCAACCAGCUCGGCCUCAUCAAGGGCUACACGCUGCAGCUCAUCUACAACGACACCAAGUGCGACCCGGGCGCGGGGGUGGACGCCUUCUUCCACGCGCUGUACGCGCUGCGCUCGCGGCUCACCCUGCUGCUGGGGUCGGCCUGCGAGGACGUCAGCGAGAGCGUGGCCAAGGUGGUGCCCUACUGGAACAUCGUGCAGACCCUCAACACUGUACUUUUGAGGAAAAUUAAAAAAAUUCCGAGACAGUUUAAUUAA
Molecule: messenger RNA, 462 nt
Organism: Thrips palmi
Lineage: Eukaryota; Metazoa; Arthropoda; Insecta; Thysanoptera; Thripidae
Exons: 3
Coding region: 1-462 (153 amino acids)
Biological process (GO): gamma-aminobutyric acid signaling pathway; G protein-coupled receptor signaling pathway
Cellular component (GO): membrane; G protein-coupled receptor heterodimeric complex
Molecular function (GO): G protein-coupled GABA receptor activity
Source: RefSeq, a predicted model, not a curated record